This is a messenger RNA of Closterium sp. NIES-67, 3488 nucleotides long. NCBI's taxonomy places the organism in Eukaryota, Viridiplantae, Streptophyta, Zygnematophyceae, Desmidiales, Closteriaceae. The record is from the annotation of a GenBank genome assembly.
AAGCUCCUCCCUCCCCUCGCCCCUCCAUUUCUCACUCCCGCUGCCUCCCCUUUCCACACGCCAGCACGGCAGCCCGUAUUGGGGGAUUCAGAUUAGGUGGCACCACCAGCUCUCGGAUCUGACGGACCUUGCGCGUUGUUCUCCGUACUUGUUCCUGUGCGCGCCGUGUUCCGCGGGCGGCGGCAAGUUGCGGGCAGAGAUUUUUAGAGCUGCUUUCGCUCCGUGGGAUUGAUCGAAUUAGCUUGUCACUUUCGCGGCGCAAAGUGAGGAGGAAUCGAGUGCCGUGCGGUCACGCACAGUAGCACGAGGGGCCACAAGGGGCGGGAGGGCGAUCGUGUGGUUGGGCGGGGCGGGCAGCAUGUCGGGCGCGUCGGUGACGAUGAACGUGAUGCUGGCGGUGCACUGCAAGCGCGCCGUGCCGCUGGACCUGCAUCGCCCGCUCAAGGCGUACAUCCGCUCGCACUACUCCGACCGCCACGCCACCGACGCCGACGACGACCUGCAGUUGGUGCAGGCGUGGCGGCGCGAGAUAGAGAAGGGCAGCAGCGAGUCGUUGGAGGCGCGGCGCGACGUGCUGCUCAAGUACAUGCGCGCGCUGACCGUGAUGACGUCGCGCUUCCCCAUCGCGCCCGAGACGCCGCACCUCAACCAGCUCGCCUUCACGUGGUUCGACGCCUUCGCCAGCUCCAAGAAGGCGUCGCAGACGAACAUCCACUUCGAGCGCGCGGCCAUCGCGUUCAACAUCGCCGCCACGCUCUCGCAGAUGGCCCUGGCGGCGGACCGCUCCACGGCCGCCGGCCUCAAGGCGGCGUGCAACGCCUUCCAGGCGGCGGCGGGCGCGUUCGCGCACCUGCGCGACCACAUCAGCGGCAAGGCGCUGGCGGGCGGCGGCACGUGCACGACGGACAUCGCGGGCGAGACGGCGGGCAUGCUGGAGCGGCUGAUGCUGGGGCAGGCGCAGGAGUGCUUCUACGAGAAGGCGCUCGGCGAGGGCAAACCCAACCAGAUCUGCGCGCGCAUCGCGCAGCAGGUGGCGCUCUUCUACGAGGAGGCGCACGCGGCGCUGCUGCUGCCGCCGCUGUCGGCGCACUUCGACCGGCAGUGGGUGGCCAACGUGCUCUUCAAGGCGCGCCACUUCCACGCCGAGGCGCUCUACCGCGCCGCGCUGGACCUGCACGCGAAGGAGGAGGUGGCGGAGGAGAUCGCGCGGCUGACGCACGCCAAGGCGCUGCUGGCGGAGGCGCGCAAGGGCAGCAAGGGCGUGAUGCAGCCGCUGGUGGACGCCGUCAUCAAGCUCGAGGGGCACGUGCUGGCCAACCUCGCCAAGGCCGAGGCGGAGAACGACCGCGUCUACCUCUACCGCGUGCCCGCCUACGCCUCCCUGCCGCCCAUCGCCGCCGCCGCGCUCGUCGCCGCCACGCCGCUUGCGCCCCUGCUGGACGCGACGGGCGAGCGGCUGCUGGCCGGGCUGGUGCCGGACGGCAGCGCCAAGGAGCUGUCGCGGUACACUGACAUGGUCGACGGCAUCAUCCGCACGCAGGUGGAGCGCAUGGAGCGCGAGAGCGAGGAGGCGAAGGCGCGCCUGCGCGAGCUGGGGCUGCCGGACGUGCUGCUGGCGCUGGACGGCGACCUCGCACCCUUCGUGCCCGCCAAGCUGCGCGACGACGUGGAGGCCGUGCACGUGAGCGGCGGGCCCGCGGGGCUGCCGGCGGAGAUGGCGCAGCUGCAGGACCUGCGGCGCGUGAACGAGGAGCUGCUCGUGGCCGCGGAGGAGACGCUGCAGCUCGAGAGCGCGGACGACGCCGCGCUCAGGGCGCAGUUCGGCACGCGGUGGGCGCGGCCGCAGAGCAGCACGCUGACCAAGAGCCUCAAGGAGCGCGCGACGGCGUUCGCAGGGAACCUGAAGCAGGCGAAGGAGAGCGACGUGCGCAUCGAGAGGGACCUCCGCGACUGCUCCGACAUGCUCGGCGCGCUGGGGCACAGCAAGGUGGAGGACGCCUUGCCGCGCAUCUCUCGCCCCAUCGUGGCGGUGCAUGGCGAUGACCACGCCCUCGUCGCCACCAUCCGACAACUCCUCGCGGAGCUGGAGCGCGUGGGGGCGCAGCGCGCGGGGGUGGAGGAGGGGCUGCGGGAGAUGAAGGCACGCGACAACAUCCUGGCGCAGCUCAUGAACGCGCCCGGCUCGCAGGACGAGCUGUUCAAGCGCGAGGUCGCCAAGUACGACCCGCUGUGCCAGCAGGUGGACGCCAACAUCGCCCAGCAGCGCAAGGCCAUGCAGCAGCUCGAGGCGCAGUACCAGCUAUUCUCGCAGACAUUCAACAUCCCUGAGUGGAAAGCGGAGGUGGCGCGGAGUGUGAAGCGCAUGGAGGCGGCGGUGAGCAAGUACCAGGAGCUGCGCGCCAACAUCAACGAGGGGCUCAAGUUCUACGUCGCCCUGCAGGAUGCGAUAACGGCGCUGAAGCAGCAGUGCAGCGACUUUGUGAUGACGCGCAGCAUGCAGAAGGCGGACCUCAUCGCCGACCUGCAGCGCCACCUCACCGGCCUCUCCCUGCGUGACCAAGCCCCCCCACCCGCCACUGCCCCGCCACGGGCAGCAGCGCCCCCAGCACAAGCAGCAGCGGUAGCAGGGGGAAGAGCCCCGGAGCCAUACCCAGGGCCACAGGCAGCAGCGCAGGGCCAGGGCCGGCCCGUGAGCCCCAAGGGAGGAGGCGGGCCUCUGCAGUUCCUGCAGCAGCACCUGCCAUUCUUCAACAACCAGAACCCGCAGCACCCGCCGCCUCUGCAGCAACCUGCCGCCACUGCAGCGCCUUAUGCGGCCCCUGCCAUGCAAGCCCCACAGCAUGCAGUGCCACCACCACAGCAGCAGCAGCAACCACCACAGCAGCAAAUGGGUUACUACAGCCAAGCAGCACCCCCCCCUGCUGGCGCUGCCCCCGCCCCUUACUACAUGCCGCCACCACAGCAGCAGGCAGCAGCGCCGCAUGGCGGCUAUUAUUCAUCCGGACAGCCCGCCCCGGUGUAUGGGCAGGCAGCAGCGCAGCAGGGGGGGCAGGGGCAGUGGAGUGGCGGGUACCAUCCCCAGGCAUAUGGCUCCCAUCCCCCGCAGGCCAUGCCCCCCCCUAACCCAUACCAGUACCCUCCUGGGGGAUACUGAUGCCGCCUCGCUUCUCGCUUUCGCCCCCUUUCCUUCUCACCCUCCCUCCCCUAGUGGCAUCCCCUUUUUGCCAGCCACCCGCCCGCCCUUCCUAUCCUCCCUGGUGCCUUAUAUUUUCCUCCCCGUCCUGCCUGCGUGUGUCAGCUCUGUCACUGCCUCUCCCUCGCGCAUGAGCUGCAGCAUGCCAUACGCUGUGCUCUCUGCCAAUGAACGAGUCAGUGCGUUGCUGUAACUGCACGCAUUUGCCUCCAAUUGUAAUUAGGGUGCUAGGUUGUAGUGGGAUUUUUAAACUGUUGUGCUUGCAUCACCAACAUGCUUAAAUACUAAACGUGAA